AUGGCCAACUCCUCCAGCCAUCUUAUCGCUGCUCAAAUUUUCAUGGGCGUGGGAGGCAGCUGUCAGUGGAGUAUGGUGAAGGGCUACAUUGCGUCAGAGCUUCCGCACAGCCAGCGGGCACUCCUGGUUGUGGGACUAAGAGCUCAGAUGACAUUGCUGACGCUUGGAAGCUUCCUGUAUCCUGUGCUUGACUCGAGCCUGCAGCUGGUUGGCUUUACAGACAAGCUACUGCGCUAUAGGGCUGAGGUCGGGACCUGCGCGCUCUUCUGCUGGAUUGGAAUUGUGGUUCUUGUCGCAGGCUGCUCCAAGUUUAGCAGACAACCUGAGCAGUCAAAGCAACUGCCACAGCUUGAGAAGAUGAGUGGAAAUGCAAGUCGAUGCAGUGCCAAUUUUCUCGUGGCAGCUGUUACUCUGAGUAUAGUUUCCUGUUGCCAGUCAAUUUGCCGGACCUUAUGGCCCAUUUAUAUCAAGUUCCAUUUUGGGUGGGAGGCAAGAUCGUAUUCCUUCUUGUCCUCCACAAAUAUGCUGCUUUUCAGCGUCGCUUUGGCAAUGUACCCGAGCUGGACGCAGAGGAUUUCACAGCGAAGGGCGCUGCAAGCUUUGGCAUGGCUCAGCCUCUUCUCGCUGGUCGGGUUCGGCGUUGGUGCGAGACAGCCUUCACUGGGCCUUGCGCAGAUUCUGCAUGUGUUGCUCAGCGUGCCCUGCUUGGUCUUCAUCGGGGUCUUGAC
This is a messenger RNA of Symbiodinium pilosum, 728 nucleotides long. The record is from the annotation of a GenBank genome assembly. NCBI's taxonomy places the organism in Eukaryota, Dinophyceae, Suessiales, Symbiodiniaceae.